CUAGUACUGGUGGCUGAAAGAGGAAUUAAACUCACUUGGUCCAAGAGAUGAUUGCUCCUUUCUUUCCUUUCAGAGCUCUCCCUGCAACUAUGUGGCUCUACCUGGCUGUUCUGGUGGGGCUUUACCUCAUUAUCCGAUGGUACCGGGAGAGACAGACUGUGGGGAACCUCAGAGAUAAAUAUGUCUUCAUCACCGGCUGUGACACUGGCUUUGGGAACAAGUUAGCUAGGCAACUGGAUAUUCAGGGCUUGCGGGUCUUGGCAGCUUGCCUCACCAAGGAAGGGGCAGAAGAACUAGAGAGACUAACAUCCAACCGGCUGAAAGUCACCAUCUUGGACGUCACCAGCACAGAAAGUGUGAAGGCAGCAACCGAGUGGGUGAAAGAAAUCGUGGGGAGCAAAGGGCUCUGGGGCCUGGUAAACAAUGCUGGCAUUGGUGGUUCAUCAGGUCCCAACGAAUGGCUGACUAAGGACGACUUUGCCAAGGUGAUCAAUGUCAACCUGCUUGGGCUGAUUGAUGUGACGUUGCACCUGCUGCCCCUGGUGAGAGCCGCCAGAGGAAGGAUCGUCAAUGUGGCCAGUUCAUUUGGAAGAGUGACAUGCAUUGGAGGAGGUUAUAGUCCAUCCAAGUAUGGUGUGGAAGCCUUCUCAGACAGCCUAAGGCGCGAGCUCCUUUCUUUUGGAGUCCGAGUCAGCAUUAUUGAGCCUGGUGGUUUUGCUACUUCCAUUGGCCUCACAAUAAGAGAAAGCAUAAAGGGUAUGUGGGACCAAGUAUCUUCUGACAUCAAAGAGACCUACGGGCAACAAUACUUUGAAUCAUAUUAUAAAACUUUACAAGAUCUUGUUAAAGAUGCCAACCCCAACCUCUGCAUGGUCACUGACUGCAUGGAACAUGCCCUGACAUCCCAGUAUCCAUACACACGCUACUCUGCAGGCUGGGAUGCAAAGCUCUUCUACAUUCCUCUGUCUUACAUGCCAACCUUUCUGGCAGACUGUGUGUUGGCACGCUUUGGCCCGAAGCCAGCACAGGCAGUGUAGUGCCCGUGGUAGAAAGAGCUUUGUGGCCUUUUGAGGCAACCAUUAAGUAGUGUGAAUGGGACCUAACUUCAGUUGCAUCCUUUAGUGACCUACCAAAAUGUGUCACUAGAUAUCUAUUAGGAAAACUGAUACAUUUUUCAUUAAUUCAGUACUAUAGGUUCCACAUCCACAUGUUUUAACAUGUGUAUUCUAUGGAGUGUUAC
This is a messenger RNA of Anolis sagrei ordinatus, 1240 nucleotides long. Its product is annotated as retinol dehydrogenase 7-like. The record is from RefSeq and is a predicted model, not a curated record. NCBI's taxonomy places the organism in Eukaryota, Metazoa, Chordata, Lepidosauria, Squamata, Anolidae. Gene Ontology annotation, cellular component: intracellular membrane-bounded organelle. Gene Ontology annotation, molecular function: all-trans-retinol dehydrogenase (NAD+) activity. Gene Ontology annotation, biological process: retinol metabolic process; steroid metabolic process.